Tripterygium wilfordii is the source of this 1279-nucleotide messenger RNA. Its product is annotated as transcription factor PIF3-like. The record is from RefSeq and is a predicted model, not a curated record. Gene Ontology annotation, biological process: regulation of DNA-templated transcription. The transcript has 5 exons. NCBI's taxonomy places the organism in Eukaryota, Viridiplantae, Streptophyta, Magnoliopsida, Celastrales, Celastraceae. Gene Ontology annotation, molecular function: protein dimerization activity; DNA-binding transcription factor activity. The coding region runs from base 305 to 1225 and encodes 306 amino acids.
CUGUGGAGGGUGGACCACUAAGUAGCAGCAUAUGGAGUAUGUGGAUGUGGAUUCUCUCUCUUCAUAGUAUUUGCCUAUUUGGAGUAGUACAAGCGUGGACCACUUGCCGACUCCGCAACCCUCCACGGGAAGGAAAAAAUAUUCAGAAUGGCGUACGUGCUUGUGUGUUGAUUACAGAAUCGAUGUUGUAGUGCUAUAUAUGAGAUACUUAUCUAGAGAUCGGAGAUCAUCUAGGUCCUUUGAUUUCCUGCAGCAUCGAUUCCUCCUAUCUAGCUAGGUUUUGCUAAACCCUAAUUUAAAGACGAUGCUGAGAGAUUUUGCUAAAUCCAGUUUUCAGAUUAGGCGGUGUGGAGAUGUUGCUGAGGUUGUAUUGGGAUUCGUUCCUUCAUGCGCUGCUCAAGAAGCAACUUAUUCUAACUCGGUCAGAUUGGGGACUCAUGAUGAUAAAUGUGUUUUUCAAGUUCAGUUACCGGAAUCGGUGUCUGCCAAGAAUCAAACAAUACCAGUAAACAACAACGUACCCCCUGACGAGGAAUCAAAAGCAUUUGGAGAUGAAGACGAAAGCAAUAAGCGAAAUCUGACUACUGGACUGUCUACAGCUCCAUCGGUUGCAUUUUCGUCUGGAUCGCCGGGGGCUUCGAGUGAUUCAAUGUCUUCCCCAAAGAGGAGCUACGACGAGUCCGAGGAUUUUACACAUCUAAGCGACAGCGUGGAGGAAGAACCAGUAAUGCGUAGCGAGAGAAGUGGAGGUGCCAAGAGAAGGCGAAGCUCAGAAGUGCAUAAUUCAUCAGAGCGAAGGAGAAGAGAAAAGAUAAACGAGAAGAUGCGUGUGUUGCAAGAUCUACUACCGAACUGCAACAAAGUGGACAAAGCUUCAAUGCUUGAGGAAGCCAUUGAGUAUUUGAAGACCCUUCAGUUCCAACUACAGACAAUGUCAAUGGGUUGGUUGUUGCCUUCGAUGAUGUUCAUGGGCCGAAUGCGACAAUUACCACCGUAUCAGUUUGCUCCAAUGGAUCCUCCACCACAACCACAGUUCCUGAAUACUUCACCGAUGAUGCAGGGACGUCCAUCCAUGUCAGUGCCACUUCCACCAUUUUUUAAUCCUUUGUUUGGAAUGCCAUCUUCUUCUUCUUCUACGCAAUCGGUUCCUGUUACCAACCCAUUUGAACAAUUGGGUUGUGGUCUUUUUUCUCAAUCAAAUUCAAAGAAUCACUCACAACUGUAAUUUUAUAUAUAGAUCUAUAUGAUCACCCUUAAUGGAUCGAGUUAGGUUUGUCCA